Pristis pectinata (smalltooth sawfish) is the source of this 4443-nucleotide messenger RNA. RefSeq names its product zinc finger and BTB domain-containing protein 20-like. The record is from RefSeq and is a predicted model, not a curated record. Gene Ontology annotation, biological process: negative regulation of transcription by RNA polymerase II; regulation of immune system process; regulation of cytokine production. NCBI's taxonomy places the organism in Eukaryota, Metazoa, Chordata, Chondrichthyes, Rhinopristiformes, Pristidae. Gene Ontology annotation, molecular function: protein binding. The transcript is spliced from 8 exons. Bases 621 to 2666 code for a protein of 681 amino acids.
UUAUCAUGUUAGGUUGUCUUUUGUGUAUACAGAAGAUGGAUACAGUAUUCAAAGUGUCUACUUUGGAAAUGUGUUUUAUUUCGGGAAAUAUAUCCUUGUGCUUGGCCAAGUGAGAUUAUGUGAUGACAAAGUUGAAUAUAAGGUGGAAUAGCAUUAAAGAGAAUAUAGCAUUGCUAGAAGAUACACUUGGUACAUGUACAGCAAUAGAAGUGCCCGGUGUUAUUUAUAAGUUUGGACUAACAUGUGCAAAGGAUAAAGUUCAUGAAGAAUUAUUUGCUGUUACUGUGUAAUUCAAUGGCAACUGAAAAAUAUUUUUGGACAGUAUGAGACAAAUUUUUGGACCCGGUGACCAGAUUGUGCAAUACAGGGGCAACUUUGCAAAAUUUGAAGCAAAAAUAAAGAUCAACUGAGUAAUGAAGGAACUGUGGAGUAAUUGCAGUCCUUGAAGAAUGAGAGUCUUGCAAACAGACACUGCUUCAGGACUAGUCUUCCCGGACAGAAGCCUAUAGUCCUCCAGGUGAAAGUUCAGAGAGACGGAUACUUUACCACCUUCUGUUCUGACUCCAAACAUCUUAGCUCGAUGCAUCAUUCCAGUAAUAUGUUCAAUUACAUGAGACAAGAUGGCCCAUGAAUUUCUUUCUUCACACAAGGAGAUUUUCAAGAUGGUGGCCACUUACAUCUGCAGUGGUAACAUCAAUGGGAAGGGAAUGACAGAGCGCAUCCACAGUAUCAACCUUCACAACUUCAGCAACUCUGUGCUUGAAACACUGAAUGAGCAGCGAAACCGGGGACAUUUCUGCGAUGUGACCGUCCGAAUCCAUGGAAGCAUGCUUAGAGCUCAUCGCUGUGUAUUGGCCGCUGGCAGUCCCUUCUUCCAAGACAAGCUGCUUUUGGGAUACAGUGACAUUGAGAUUCCAUCUGUGGUCUCAGUGCAGUCUGUUCAGAAGUUGAUUGAUUUCAUGUACAGCGGGGUGCUCCGGGUGUCCCAGAGUGAGGCCUUACAAAUCCUUACUGCAGCCAGCAUAUUGCAGAUCAAAACCGUCAUUGACGAAUGCACUCGUAUUGUCUCUCAAACAGUUGCAAGCAGCGGUUACCCUACAACGAGGGACUCGAACCAAGUAACACCACGAGGAACACCAGAAUCUGGUUCGUCAGGGCAGAGCAGUGAUACUGAAUCUGGGUAUGUACAAGCUCACUCCCAGCGUAAUGUUGAAAGAAUCUAUUCCUCUCUUUAUGCCUGCUCUGGAAUGCCGGUACAAAAUGGCACUGGAGAGAGAUCACUCUACGGUGCACCAGUGGUCAGCCAUCACAGCACACAACUGGUCCUGCAGAGGGAAGAGAAUGUAACUGAUCCAGCAUGGAUAACCAGAAUCCAAGAGCGGACACAGCAGAUGGAGAGAUAUCUUUCCACCCCAGAAACCACACACUGUCGCAAGCAACCGCGGCCAGUUCGCAUCCAGACCAUUGUGGGCAAUGUUCAUAUCAAACAGGAGACCGAAGAUGAAUAUGAUUAUGAUUAUUACGGAAAACAGAAAAGGAACACUUCAGAGCAAAAUGAAUCCGAAGAGUGCAAUGAAGACACUGACCAGGCUGAAGGUACUGAGAGUGAACCAAAAGGAGAAAGUUUUGACUCUGGUGUUAGCUCUUCCAAUGGGACUGAAACUGAUCCAAUAGACCAACAGUUCAUUGCUGGCAUAAGCAGAGGAGGACAGUCAGAUUUCAGACCAGCUGAGCAGAAUGAGCUUCCCGCUGAAGACAGCCAACAGCUCAGCAAUGUGAAUCCUCCUUCUCCAGAAAGGACUUACACUACGGAAAUGGAUACCACAGGCCCUCAAAACAGUGAUGGAAACAUUGCAAGUGAAAAAGAAUUGCAGCAAGCUCCAAUGAGCUCUGUGAUUUCAGUCUCUCAAAACAAUCAAUCACAGGCAACAACUCAGCUUUAUCUGAGGCAAUCAGAUACCCAAGCCACCAACGUGAGAAUGCCACUGACCUUAACUAGCACUACUCCUGUCAUUGGCACUGCUGGGAGUACGUAUAUACCCACACUUUUCACCACUCAGAACACUACCAGUGGCAAGCUGUUUCAGUUCACGUUGCCACAACCACUCUCAAGCCAACAGACACAAUUUAUAACAGUUCCGCAACCCAAUGUUACAACCUUUACCACACAGUUGCACCCACAACAAUCUCAGUCAACAAUGCAGAGUACAAGUGGACAGACUGAAAAAAAGCCCUAUGAAUGCACUCUUUGUAAUAAAACAUUCACUGCAAAGCAGAACUAUGUGAAACAUAUGUUUGUCCAUACAGGGGAGAAGCCACAUCAGUGCAGCAUUUGUUGGCGAUCAUUUUCUCUGAAGGAUUAUCUGAUUAAACACAUGGUGACACACACUGGUGUGAGAGCCUAUCAGUGUAGUAUCUGCAACAAGCGUUUCACCCAAAAGAGCUCCCUCAAUGUCCACAUGCGGCUUCACCGUGGUGAGAAGUCCUAUGAGUGCUACGUCUGCAAAAAGAAAUUCUCCCACAAGACCCUACUGGAGAGGCACAUGGCACUCCAUGGCACUGGCUGCUCUGAGGUGACUACAUAUGUCUGUUCUGUUUGCCCAGCCAAGUUCGACCAAAUCGAACAAUUCAAUGAUCAUAUGAGAAUGCACGUUUCUGAUGGUUAAGAAACUUCUUUGAGAACAAAUUUGGAAUUAAUUUUAAAAAAUAACACAUUUUUAAAACAAAAAAGCGCUGGCAUAUUAUUAUCAGCAGCAAGAUGUUCAAGAAUUCUUCAGGAUGGUGGCCUUAAUGCCUGUUAUUGUGUGUGCUCCACUGGCUGGAUGACCACUACAGGCCUCAAGAUUUUUUUCCUCUCAUUCAGCUCUUGUUUAUUGCUAGCGUGUUGAACACUACAAAGGCCUACUAUCUCUACAGAUCUAAUCCAGUGUUGCAUUAUCUAAGGUGGAAUUUUCUUUGAGAUCAUUACACAGCAUGAAAUCCGGUAAACUGUGGUAUGCAACAUCUUUUCAAGUACAAUACUUGGUAUGUAUUGACAUUUCUGUGUUUUGAUGGUCACAAAAUUUGCCUUUUACCGAAGAUGACGUUGUAUGUAUAGUGGUUGUAAUGACACUGGCAGUUAUUUAUUAUUUACCUGCUGUGGACAGGUCACUUACACAGAUGGGUUUCAUUUUGAAAAUUAAAAGGUUUAAUAUAUAAUGCAGCAUCCGUGCAACUGCAGUUAGGUACAAGAAUUUAUUUCACAAAUGUGCAAACAACUCGAUGUUAUUUCAAUGAGAAAAAGCGCAGUGAGGUUUUUUUUCUAAUUGCAGAUGGUUCCAGUAAAAGUUUACUACAUGGAUGUGCAUUUUUUUUUACAACAGUAUUUGAGCAGAGGCGAGGCUUUUUGGAACUUUUGCAUACACUGCCACUAAUAUUCAGAAGACUGUUAAGGUUGUAAGAUGAGCUGAAUUGAAGGAAGUUUUUUUUUCCCCACAAUGUGUGGUUGAUAACAUUCAAAAUUAACACAUAAUCAAUGUGGUCUGUUUGACAUGCUGUCAUUUUGAUUGCUGCUCCUGUUUUGUCUCUUAUUUUAUCUUCAGACUGUCAAUGAUGAUUAUUCCGAUCAAUUAUUAAAAUAUUUUGAUUAAUUUGCUGUUGCCAUAGGCAUAAUUAGAGUUUCAUGGUGCACCUUUUACAUUGCACCUACAUCAGUCAGUCAGUCAUUAUAAUGAAUAGGAAAUUGAGAAUGGCUUCGUUUGCGCAGUGUGAACAAAGUUUGAGGGAAGUGUGUCUUGAUCAGAUGAACUAUUUCUUCUGAUACCUUGUUCAACUCCCUUGCCCUUAAACUUAGAAUAAAGACACUGCAAGGAAGCAAUACAGUUUAAAAGUUUUGUGUGUCUUUGCAAAACUAAUUAAAAAUACUUGAAACUCUUCAUGUGUGCACAAUUUUAGCUGGAAGUAAACAUUAUAUUGCAGAUAUUAGCUUUGAAGUCAUUCCCAUGUGAAUGACAUUUUAUAGAGCCCAUUGACCAAGAUGUACACCAUGAGCUUAUUUCAUUUUUAAAUCCUGUGGUUCACCAAGCCUCAUGUGAUCUAUAGGGUCUAUUUCUUUUAGGAUAUUUUGGAAUCAUAAUUGUAAGCAAUUCACAUUUAUAUCCAUCUGAUCACAGAUUUUUCAUUAUUUUGACUAAAGAUGAGCAUUUUUUUUAUAUAAAAAAGACUCUCUGAAUUGUGCAUCUUCUUUGAACCAGUCUGUUAUUUGAUUCCAGUAUGUUAGACUAGUAUGUACUGCAGUAGUGUUAUCUGCUGAUUCUUAUCUGUGGGUACAGACUGAGUACCUCAUUUGCACAGUGCAAUUGCUUAUCAUCAUACUAACUGGCUCUGAAACUCUAUCCUGCUCCCUAUAAACUUCAGUGUUACAGAUCUAAUUUGAUGUCUGUAGUACAGUCUGAUUAAUAAAUA